This is a messenger RNA of Anarrhichthys ocellatus (wolf-eel), 1045 nucleotides long. RefSeq names its product guanylate cyclase activator 1B (gene guca1b). Gene Ontology annotation, biological process: visual perception. The coding region runs from base 227 to 811 and encodes 194 amino acids. The record is from RefSeq and is a predicted model, not a curated record. Gene Ontology annotation, cellular component: photoreceptor inner segment; cone photoreceptor outer segment. Lineage: Eukaryota; Metazoa; Chordata; Actinopteri; Perciformes; Anarhichadidae. Gene Ontology annotation, molecular function: calcium ion binding; calcium sensitive guanylate cyclase activator activity. The transcript has 4 exons.
ACAAUAGGGAGCCCAAAAACAGUUCAGCAUAUAUGGACAUUCAUGCCAUUUUGAUCAAUUUGUCCUUUUCGAUUUGCACAAAGAUCGUUGCAGUAAUCGGCUCGAUUAGUAAUCGGCUCGACUGACUUUUGUAAUGUAGAGGGAAGCUUUAAAAGAGUUACCCAGCUUACAUGUAAUGUGAGAGAGCAUUUUUAGUUUUUAGGGAGCUGAAGGGAAGAUUUCCACAAUGGGUCAGCGCCUGAGCGAGGAGAGUGACCCAGACAAGGAAAUCGAUGUGGCAGAGCUGCAGGACUGGUACAAAAAAUUUGUUGUGGAGUGCCCAAGUGGAACUCUCUUCAUGCAUGAGUUCAAGGGAUUUUUUGGCGUUGCUGAUAACAAGGAGGCCGCAGAUUACAUUGAAAACAUGUUUCGAGCCUUUGACAAGAACGGCGACAACACCAUUGAUUUUCUGGAGUACGUGGCAGCCUUGAACUUAGUCCUGAGGGGUAAACUGGAACAUAAGCUUAAAUGGACAUUCAAAAUGUAUGAUAAAGAUGGCAGCGGAUGCAUUGAUAAAACAGAGCUUCUUGAAAUUGUGGAGUCUAUUUAUCGACUGAAGAAAGCCUGCCACGGAGAGCUGGAUGAAGAAUGCAAUCUACUGACCCCAGACCAAGUGGUUGACCGGAUAUUUGAGCUGGUUGAUGAAAAUGGAGAUGGGGAGCUCUCGUUGGACGAGUUCAUCGAUGGAGCACGGAGGGACAAGUGGGUGAUGAAGAUGCUGCAGAUGGACGUCAACCCCGGGGAAUGGAUCAACGAGCAGAGACGCAGCUGACUUCUUAGGCUGGAACGUGGACCGUCAAUCUGUCGCAUACACACAUCAUUCAUGUGUUACCAAUCAUGUUGUAAUUUGUGUAUGUAUGUUGCUGUUUGUAUGUAAAAGACGACACCACAGUCACCCUGGCAUUGUUCUGUAUGCUGUCAUAUACGAUUUAGAUUUUAGAGGAAAUGGUGCAUAGUUACAAAAUCAUUUCACUACAGGUUAAUAGCAGACCACCUCAAGGUGACA